Messenger RNA from Musca vetustissima, 5256 nucleotides. RefSeq names its product intraflagellar transport protein 172 homolog (gene Oseg2). Gene Ontology annotation, molecular function: protein binding. The record is from RefSeq and is a predicted model, not a curated record. Bases 1 to 5256 code for a protein of 1751 amino acids. NCBI's taxonomy places the organism in Eukaryota, Metazoa, Arthropoda, Insecta, Diptera, Muscidae. Gene Ontology annotation, biological process: intraciliary transport. The transcript has 11 exons. Gene Ontology annotation, cellular component: ciliary basal body; axoneme.
AUGCAACUAAAAUAUCUUAAAACCAUACUAGAGGGUCAGGACCACAUAAAUCGCAUUGCUGGCCUUGCCUGGUCACCAAAUCACAAAAAGUUAGCUGUGGCCACGGCUGAUCGCCAUAUUCUAUUGUACGACGACGCCGGUGAACGACGUGAUAAAUUCUCGACCAAACCUUCUAAUCCGGCCAAUGGCAAACAAUCGUAUGUGGUACGUGGACUGGCAUUCAGUCCCGAUUCGACAAAAUUGGCCGUAGGUCAAAGUGACAAUAUUGUCUAUGUCUAUAAAUUGGGUGAAUCGUGGACGGACAAAAAAGUUAUUUGCAAUAAAUUUCCACAAUCGGCAGCUGUUACAGCCUUAAUAUGGUUAUCAUCGGGGGCCAUUAUUGCAGGUCUUGACGAUGGCAAAGUUCGUGCAUUGCACUGUAAAACGAAUAAAUCACAAAGUCUGUACGGAGCCGACAGUAUCUGUAUAUCAUUAGCGCCGAAUACAAGAGGAACGGCUUUUUUAUCCGGCCACAAUGAUGGCACCAUUAUUCGAUUCUUUUUGGUGGAUGACAGCAAUGAACCGUCGGGACGCAUAAUUCAACAUCCUGUGCCACCAUUUGCAUUGGCCUGGCCUCAGGGUGGAUUUUGUGUGGGUGGAUGUGAUCAACGUAUUGUUUUCUAUGAUACAAUGGGACGUCAGGUUCGUACAUUUGAUUACUCGCGCACCGAAGGCGAACGUGAAUUUACGGUGGCUGCCUGCAGUCCCAACGGCCAAGCGGUGGCCUUUGGCAGUUUCGAUCGCAUACGCAUAUUUACAUGGAGUCCUCGACUGUCGGCAUGGAGUGAAAGUGCCACAAAAGACAUCAAUUUCUUUUAUACCGUUACCUGUUUACUAUGGCGACGUGAUGGUGCAAGAUUAGCCAUGUCCAGCGUUACCGGCGCCGUAAUCGUAUUUGAAUCGGUUCUUAAACGUACCAUUUGGCAGGAUAAAUUUGAGCUGAUUUUUGUUGCACCAAGUCAAUUGCUGGUACGUUCCCUACAAGAACCUGACGAACAAAUGACUAUCGAAUCUCAAUUGGGCCUGGAAAUCGAUGACGUCCGCAUAAUGGGAAAAGAUAAUUUUCUAGUGGCACGCACCGAAGAAUCACUUAUACUCUGUGAUCUGACACGUAAUCUGGUCAGUGAAGUGCCAUGGUCGGCAUCGGGACGCCAUGAACGUUUCUAUUUUGAAAAUCCCACAGUUUGUCUAAUAUUCAAUGUGGGCGAACUGAGUCUUGUCGAAUAUGGUGAACAACAAAUUUUGGGUUCGGUGCGCACCGAAUUUGUUAAUCCGCAUGUGAUCUCGGUGCGCCUAAAUGAACGUGGCAAUACAAGGAACAACAAAAAGUUGGCCUUCCUUUUGGAUGCCAAGACAAUCUGUGUCGUGGACUUAAUUAGCCAAAUGGUUAUUGGCCAGGUAAAUCAUGAAACAAAAAUCGAUUGGAUAGAAUUGAGUGAAACUGCCCAUAAGCUUCUCUUUCGUGACAAGAAAAUGCGUCUCAUACUAAUCGAUAUUUAUACGGGCAAAAAGCAGACACUCCUCAACAAUAUUUCUUUCGUACAAUGGGUACCGCAAAGCGAUGUCGUUGUUGCUCAAAGCAAUAAUAAUCUGGCCAUUUGGUAUAACAUUGAUUUGCCAGAACAUUUGACCUUGAUGGCCAUACGUGGUGAAGUUGUGGAAGUCAUACGUGAGGGGGGCCGUACCAUAGUAGUUUCGCACGAAGGACCCACCGAGCACACCUAUCAAUUAGACGAAGGCUUAGUGGAAUUUGGCACCGCAGUUAAUGACAGCGAUUUUGGACGAGCCGUUCACUUCCUCGAAACAUUGGGCGAUAAACCGGCAGCCAAAGCUAUGUGGCAUAAUUUGGCCAUAAUCUCAAUGGAAGAUGGUAACCUGCGUGUGGCUCAACGUUGUUACGCAGCUCUGGGUAACGUCUCAAAAGCGUAUUAUUUAAACGAAAUGAUAGAAGAGGCGGAUAAAUUCGAAGAAUCCACCGGAUCUCCAGGUAUACAAUGUCCGGAAGUUCGAGCAAAAUUGGCGCUACUUUCAUCGGAUCUAAGGACAGCGGAGCGAAUAUAUUUGGAACAGGGCGAUAUGGAAGCUGCCUUGGAAAUGUACAAGAAAUUAAGAAUGUGGGAUGAGGCAGUGAGCUUAGCCGAACGGCGAGGCUACCUGGGUCUGGCACAACUCAAGGAAAAUCAAAUGUCGUUUCUUUUGACAACGGGCCAAGAGGAGAAAGCCGGCCAGGUAUUGGAAGAACAGGGCGAAGUAGAAAAGGCCAUGACAUUGUUUUUGAAGGCCAAUAAACCGGCUAGGGCUGCCAGAUUGGCCCUGAAAACUCCCCAUUUAAUGGAUGAUCAUUCGCUGAUGAUGAAAGUCACGGAGGGUUUAGUUAAUUCGGAACUUUUCGAAAUGGCUGGUGACAUUGCCUACCGCCUGUCACGCCCAGAGGCCGCCCUAACUUUAUACCGUAAAGGUGGGGCUUUUGCUCGUGCUUUAGAUUUGGCGCGUCAGUUGGCGCCCGAUGAAGUUACCUCCUUGGAAGAAGAAUGGGGUGAUUGGCUGGUAUCACGCAAACAACUCGAUGCCUCCAUAAACCAUUACAUUGAAGCUGGUGCCACACAAAAGGCCUUGGAAGCAGCUGUCGGUGCCAAACAGUGGCGUAAAGCUGUGCAAAUAGCCAAGGUUCUAGAUGAACCGGAGGAGAUUCAACGUUACGCAUUGGAUUUAUCAAAACAUUUAGCAUUUGCCGGGGAUAUUGAUGGCGCCGAGGAUCUUUUGGUUCGUGCCAACUUAUUCAAAGAAGCUAUUGAGCUACUGAAUCGUCACGGCAAAUGGGAAAGGGCCUACGCAAUUGGCGAAAAAUACCUUAAAGCCGAGGAGAUGCGUGAUCUUUUCGUUAACUUAGCUGGCGGUCUAGAGGAACAGGGCAAAUAUCGAGAUGCUGAAAAGGUCCUUUUAGCAGUCAAUGAACCAGAUCUGGCCAUAGCUAUGUAUAAGCGUCGCGAACUAUACGAUUCCAUGAUACGUCUGGUAGAACGUUAUCACAAAGAUCUGCUUGAGAGUACCCAUCAACAUCUAGGUCGCACUUUGGAAUCGAAGGGUAAAUUUAAGAAUGCCGAAGUUCAUUAUCUGGCCGCAGGAGAUUGGAAAUCGGUGGUCCACAUGUAUUGUACAGCUGGCCGCUGGGAAGAUGGCUAUCGGGUAGCCAAACAAAAGGGGACGGAUGGGGCCAGUAAUCAAGUAGCUUAUAUGUGGGCCAAAUCAAUGCCUGUAGAAAGUGCGGUACGCCUUCUCAACAAGUUGGCUUUAUUGGACACUGCAGUUGGCUUCGCCUGCGAUUCGGGUCAAUUUGAUUUUGCCAUGGAUCUUUGUCGUUUUGCGGGUAAAUCUACCGAUGAAGUCCAUCUCAAAAUAGCAAUGUCCCUGGAAGAUGAGGGUAAAUUUGAAUUAGCCGAGGCUGAGUUCAUUAAAGCCAAUAAACCCAGGGAGGCAAUACUAAUGUACACCCAUGCUGGUGAUUGGUCUGCGGCACUAAAUGUGGCAGAGAACCAUUUACCCGAAGCAGUGACAGAAAUUCUUAUCAGCCAAGCCAAUGCAGCUUUGGAAACUCGAAAUUUUUCUGACUAUGAAGAUCUUAUGCUCCGAGCUCAUCGUCCGGAUCUUAUUAUAGAGUGCUAUAAAAAUGAGGGAAUGUUUGACGAAGCCAUUCGCAUUGCAGAAGAUCACUUGCCGAAUGCGUUGAACGACUUGCGACGUCUGGAAGCUCAGGAAUUACGUCGUAAUGGUGGCAGCAGCAGUUCAGGUGGCGCCCAAGCAAAUGAUUCGCGUGCCUAUCUUCAAAGGGCAGCUGAGUUUGCCAAAAAAGAAGAUUUUCGUAAAGCUGCAGAAUGUCUUAUGCUAAUCGACAAUACAAAUGCCGAAGACGCAACGACGGUGGAAAGAGCAUUGCUGCGGGCGGCCGAGAUAUGCAAUCAAUUUUUGGAAGGAAAGGAUGCCAUAGAUAUUGCUAAUCAAUUGGGUCCACGUCUAUUGCAAAUCAAACAAAUCGGUCCGGCAGCUCAGUUAUAUUUGGCUGCGGAAAUGCCCAAAGAGGCCGUAGAUGUUUUCAUUAAAGCAGAACAAUGGUCGAAGGCUAGACGUUUAGCAAAGGAACUGGAUCCGGAGUUGAUGGCUUAUGUCGAGCAUCAACAGAAAACUCGUCUCAAAAGUGAGGGUAAUGUGGAACAAUUGGCAGAUAUAGAUAUUAUUAGUGCCUUAGAUAUGCUGGCUGAACAAGGCCAGUGGCAGAGAUGUUUGGAUAAAGCCAAACAAAUAAGCUCAGCAGUACUGCAUAAAUAUGUCGCACUCUAUGCUGCCCAGCUUAUUCGAGAGGGUGAUAGUGUUUCUGCUCUUGAUCUGUAUAUGAAUUAUGGUGCUCCUCCAUUGGAAGCAAAUUUUAAUAUUUACACUAGAAUUGCCCUGGAUUGUUUUGCACUACGUGAAGAGUCAUGUUCAGAUGGUGUCUGGAGAAAAUUGCGAGAUUUUCUUUAUCGUCUAUUGCAGGCUCUAAAAUCAUCAGAUUAUUCGCAGGCUUCAAUAUCGGAAAAUAUAGAAAAAUAUCUACUUAUUGCGCAUUAUUACUGCGCACGCAGUGCCUGCCGUCAUGUACAGGCACUACAGCCCAUAGCACUGCGAAUAUCCAUUGCCCUGUUACGUUACACCGAUAUCAUUCCCGUAGAUAAGGCAUUCUAUGAAGCGGGAAUGGAUUUACGCAAUGCAGGACGUGAGGCGGAGGCCUUUAUUAUACUUAAUCACUAUUUGGAUGUUUGUGAGGCCAUUGAAGAUGGUACGGGCAAUUUAGUGGAUCACAGCGAUUUGGCUGCAACCGAUUUUCCCAGUUCGGUGCCAAUACCCGAAGAAAUUCAUUUGAAAAAUGAUCCUGAUCUUCACGAAGAAGUCAGAGAAUGGGUAUUGGCGGUAAGUAUGGAUCAACAGGUGGAUCAGGUAUUGCCCAUUGAUGAUCGUGGUCUAUAUGAAUCGAGUUUGGGUGCGGAUGAUGUAGCCUGCAUUCUUAGUGGCUAUCCCGUUCGAGGUCGACAGCCGGUUACUUUUCAGUCAUCAACACGUCAGGCAAAUCGUGAUGUAUGGAGUAAAUUCGCCGUAGCCAUGAAAUUGUCGGCCACAAGUGAAAUCAGUGAUGUUAUUGCCUUUACCGAAAAAUGGAAUGGCAUGGCUAAUUUUGUAAUGCACUAA